Molecule: messenger RNA, 1575 nt
Organism: Exophiala bonariae
Lineage: Eukaryota; Fungi; Ascomycota; Eurotiomycetes; Chaetothyriales; Herpotrichiellaceae
Exons: 1
Coding region: 1-1575 (524 amino acids)
Source: RefSeq, a predicted model, not a curated record
AUGGAAAUUCAAUACCUGUUCGUGGAAUACAAUGACUCUGGGGGCCGGCCCUCUGAACAAGCUCAGAGGCGCGUGAAUGCACAUGUGCAGCAAAACUAUCACGAGCACACACGCAAUGUGGGUAGUCGUACGCCAGUUAAGCUUACCGUUGGCGAUUCCCAGCCUGGCGCAUCCUUGCGAUUUCGAAUCCGACCUUUUGUACGAAGCAAGGUAGAGCCCCGCUCUCGCGGACAUCGACUCCUCGCGAAGAAGGAGCAAGCAUACCCGGAGCCUAGCACCCGCCAGAGACAUUCUGGUGAUGAAUCAAAAGCCAUGAUACUCAGAUCAAAGACAGCGGAUCUCUCCUCUAUGAUGAGGUCACCAGAUAGUCGUGCUGUAGACCCGUUCGGUGUACUGCCAUGGCACCUGACCAAGGAGGACUCCAGUCUGUUACAACAAUUUCAACAAUACGCGAGGUGGCCAUGGUGUCCUAUCAGUGGUCGGAGUGAAUGGUCUUCAUUUACCGUGUCAGAUGAGCUGGUCUUUCGAGUUACCAUGUAUAGUUGGACGUUCCACAUGCGUGGGCGGCAUCCGGCAGUAGACCAAGUCCAUCAGGAAAGGCACGAAAUGGCUGUACUUCGAAACAAGCUAAGCACGAUAGCAAUUAUCAAUGAACGUCUAUCAGAUCCGGAGAAGGCCUGUAGCGACGAAGUCAUCGCAGCAACGGCAGCAAUCAUGAACGCAGAAAUCGCUUCGGGAUCUCUGGAGGAUGCGGAUGUCCACAUGAAUGGUCUGCAUGCUCUCAUUUUACGCCGAGGUGGACUCAAUACCCUUUCUACUCCUCGACAAGCCUUGGUGCAGCGUUUGUGUGCCUGGAAUGACUUAAUGCAUGCCGAGCUUCGGGGCACUCGGCUUCAUUUCCCUGCACUUGACUUAUGGGCUCAAGCUUGGAGCCAUCUCUCCCGCAUGGACGACCAUAUCCCCCUCCCAGGCUUAUCCGAAGGGGAACUGAAUGCUGUAGGGAUUCCAAAUUUUGCCGUCUUCAGACUUCUGCAUGAUAUGCGCAUGCUUUGCGAACUGGAAGGUCUACAGCCACUUACUUCACUUCCAGAAGAACAGGCCAUGCGAAGGAACGAUUGGUUUCACAGACUAGAAUGGAAGCUUCACCGUAUAUACGAGAGCACCACCCCUGAUCUAGACGACAGGCAUAACCGCAUUGUCCAUGUCAUUGCCAUGGCAGCCUUGAUUUAUGCUCACCACUGCCUCCGGGGUAAUGGACUCGGCUAUCGCAGCUUCUCCGUCCUGGUUCCCAAUCUCUUGAAAGGAUUACAAACACUGGAACGGCAUGGUGAGACGCUGGGUUUCGCGCCUCAUCUCAAAGUAUGGGUACAUGCCGUUGGUGCUGUGACAAGCAAGAAGCUUAAUAUCGUGCAUGAAGUGUUCAUGGAUCAGCUUACGCAGCUAUGCGUUGAUUGGAAGCUGGAGCAGCAUGACUUCCUCACCUAUCUGCGGCAAUUCUUAUGGUGUGAUCGCGUAGAUGAAUGGCGCUUCACUGAGCUCUGGAAUGAAAUGAGGGAACGCUUACCCUGUCAAUGA